AUGCGUCUCGUAUCACGAAGUGGCCUGAUAGCCCUUGUCCUGGCGGGUAACUCUCUCGCCGCCUGCGCCAAAGGCAACACAACCACUUACGACUACAUCGUUGUUGGGGGCGGACCAUCAGGCAUCAUUACAGCCGAGCGAAUCUCGGAAGCAAACAAGAAGGUCCUUCUUAUUGAAAAAGGACCCGGGCCCACCGUCUCAACUGGAUCCAAUCAUACGCUCGUCUGGAACGACACUUUGACGCCUAUCGAUGUUCCCGGUCUAACAACUGCCAUUGGGGGGUUGGAUCUUUGGCAGGAGUAUACUUGCAAAGACCACGAGGCAACUGCAGCAUGCGUCCUCGGAGGAGGGACUACGAUCAAUUAUAUGGUCUUUGUUCACCCACCCGAGCAUGAUUUCGACAAGUGGCCGGCAGGUUGGAAGUGGGUAGACAUCGCCCCCGCCGCCCAGAGGCUGUAUGAGAGGAAUCCAGGGUCUAAUACCCCAUCAGCCGACGGCGAGCGAUAUGACCCGGGGAUGUAUGAUAUUUUCUCGACUUUCUUGAAUAAGCUGGGCUGGAGGUUGACCGACAUGUCGGAGCAAGCCAACGACAAACACAUGGUAUACAGCCACCCGACCUGGAACAUCAAGAAUUCUAAGCGCGCAGGCCCCGUCCGCACAUACCUGCCUCUUGCUCAGCAGCGAGACAACUUCUCAUUGCGCCUGGGAACCACCGUCAUCCGCCUCGUCCGUGAGGGCUCCCGCGUCACUGGCGUCGAGGUCCAGGGAUCCAACGGUACUCGCGAAAUCAUUAAUCUGUCCAAGAAUGGAAGGGUAGUUUUGUCUGCCGGUGCACUUGCAACGCCACGUGUGCUUUUCAACUCAGGCAUCGGCCCCAAGGAGCAGGUUGAGGUGGCAGCAAAGACUGGUGUGACGCUGCCACCCCAGAAGGACUGGAUUGAGCUCCCUGUAGGCAAAAACUUCAAAGACCAUCCUAUUUUCACCCUCGAUAUCCAAACAAAUGGCACAUGGGGACCCCUUGCUAGCGAUAUUGUCCUUGAUGGAAGCGACACCAAGAACAUCGACUUGUAUGAGACCGCCGGCUCUGGCGUCUUGACGCAGGGCAGACACCGUCUUAUCUUCUUCAGCUCUGUUGUUGGCAGUGAUGGUGUCACACGGUACUUCCAGGGCUCAGCUGCGCCAUCAGGAACUGGACUCAUCUCCCUUAAAGUAUACCUGACUCACGGAUUGACCUCGGAGGGAGUGUUGGGACUGGCUGAGGAUGGAAAGACCAAGAUCUUGCAAUCGCCAUACCUACAAACUGAAGCUGAUGUGGAUGCUGCCACCACCUUCAUCGGAAACUUUGUUGAGAAUCUCCAGUCUUCUGAGCUAGGAUUCAAGAUCAAGAACUUUACCAACGUGUCUGCCAUCAUCAACAACCCUACCAGUGGUGUCCAUUUUGUUGGUACCGCUAAGAUCGGCACUGAUGAUGGACGCAAGGGAGGCUCAUCCGUUGUUGAUACCAACGCCAAGGUGUACGGAGUCGAUAACUUGUUCGUCUCCGACGCCAGUAUCCAUGCUGACCUUCCCAGCGGUAAUAGUCAAGCAAUUGUUAUGGUUGUUGCCGAGGCAGCAGCUGCUAAAAUUCUGGCUUACAAAUAG
Molecule: messenger RNA, 1641 nt
Organism: Clonostachys byssicola
Lineage: Eukaryota; Fungi; Ascomycota; Sordariomycetes; Hypocreales; Bionectriaceae
Source: the annotation of a GenBank genome assembly